UUUGUUGUGCACCACUUGGAAGUGAGAUAGCUGCAUCCUUCUGUUAGUCAACGCAACUAAGUCCCCCAAUUUACUAUUUAGAGGGAGCCUUUCACUGUGAUGGUUCUGUGCUCAUGAAUACGAGAAAAAUAAAGAUAUGGGGGCAGCUGCUCUGGCUUAUAAAUGUAUGGAAGUAGCUUAUUUAAGGAUAACUUAUGCUUCCCAUGGUAACAUAGGCAGAUGCAGAUAUGAGUUGCAAGCAGCUUUGCAAGUGAUUCCUUCAGGCGAGUCUCCGUCCUUUGCUUCUGAUGGUGAAAAUUCAAACCAUACAUUGGCAGCAGAAAAGGUUGCUUUGUCGAACACUGUGAGAUCAUCUCCUAGCGUAACUGGAAAUCAUGUUAUCUCUUCAGGAAACAAUUCCUCAUUGUCACAGCUUUUGGCAUUUUCGCAACAUGUAAACGCUGCUAUGGAUGCCUCGAGAAAAGCGCAGAUCGCAUUUGCAGCUGCAAAGGGAAAAUCCAAAAACAGUAAUGAUGAUGGAAUAACAUCCAUCAAAAGAGCUCUUGACUUCAAUUUUCAGGACAUGGAGAAACUGUUGCAUGUGGUGAGGCUUGCGAUGGAAUCCAUAAACCGGUGAUUAUGGAAUUAUACAAUCUCAGUUUUUCAAUACUCCCACACAUGCCAUUCUCAGGGAGAAAGAAAGGAAAGCGACCUUGGAAGAUACAAAGGCCUAUAGAUAAACAUGUUUGUUCUCGCUCAAGUGUAUAGUGGUUAGGACCUCGAUUUGUGAGACUUGCUCAAGAUUAAAAGACUAAAGUUACCAUCUCGUGUUUUGUGUGUAUAAUUAAUUGUACAUAAAAAAUAUAAGAGAGCAUUAGGAAGAGGUUCCAAGGACAGUGAAACUAACUAAAAUGACUCAAUCAAAGCUUUGUGGCAGUUGUGUUUUGAAAGA
This is a messenger RNA of Camelina sativa (false flax), 931 nucleotides long. Lineage: Eukaryota; Viridiplantae; Streptophyta; Magnoliopsida; Brassicales; Brassicaceae. The record is from RefSeq and is a predicted model, not a curated record.